UUUUGUGUCAUAUUCAGCAGCAGGAUAUGGUGUGAUUGAAAAUAUACGCAGAGUCCAAUUCAGAAUAUGGAAGUACUGAUAAAGAAAGUUGUGUGAAAAAUAUGUGUUUUCUGUGAAUAUACCGAAUAUAUAUUCAAUACAAAUAUCUCCUGUGACUAUUAUUGAGAGUAUUGAAUGACUAAAUUUUUUUUUGAUAAAGUGGAAAUCCAAAUUUAUAUAUAGAUAAGGUAUUCAGUAGGUUAAAAAAUUCACUAAAAAGAACAUUUCUUGUUGAGAGAUAUUUUUCAUCUUAUUUUGUAUGAAAGAGUGACAAAUUUAAUGGCCGAACUACUAAGGGGUCUAAUGAGUACCCACAAAGAUAAAUUGGGCUCCCCAUCGACGGGAUCUGAGGAUGGUGGUGGCAUGGAAAUGGGUGACUUGGCUCAAGAACUCGAGCAAGAUGAAUUCGAUGCACCAAUGCUAGCCAAUGGGGAUCGUCCAGCCCUUAUUGCUCCACCUGAGAGUGAAUGGUACCAUGGACGCUUGGAUAGAUAUAGUGCUGAACAACGCCUGAGAUCUGCUUCAAUUUUGGGCAGCUACUUGGUGCGUGAGAGUGACCGUAAGCCCGGUUCGUACGUCCUGAGCUACUUGGGACGCACGGGAAUCAAUCAUUUCCGCAUCACGGCAGUUUGUGGGGAUUUUUACAUUGGUGGCAGACAAUUCUUUUCUCUAAGUGACCUCGUUGGGUACUACACAUCCUGCAGUGAUUUACUAAAGAGGGAACGUCUCGUGAUACCUGUUCCCCCGCCAGAGCCCGUAAAUGACAAGAAGCGCAUUGUGGCAAUACUACCGUAUACCAAGAUGCCGGAUACGGAUGAACUUACUUUCCAGAAGGGUGAUAUAUUCUUUGUUCACAAUGAUAUGGGUGAUGGAUGGUUGUGGGUUACGGCGCAUCGUACCGGGGAACAGGGAAUGAUUUUCAGGGAACUGGUAGAGGACCUAGAUCCGGGCAUUGAUCCCAAUACCGUCUUCCCGUGGUUCCACCCAAAUUGCACAAAGAACGAAGCUGUGGAUAUGCUGGUGAAAGCUGGACCAGGGAGCUUUCUUGUGCGCCCUAGUGACAACUCUCCCGGGGAUUACUCACUCUUCUUUCACAUAAACAACCAAAUUCAGCGAUUUCGUAUUGAGAAGAAAGGCGUGCGGUACUUAAUGGGAGGACGGAAUUUUGAAUGUUUGGAUGCGGUUAUUAAUAGAUACAGGAAGGAGCAAAUAGUCGAAGGACAUACACUCAAUCAUCCCGUUGUGAAUGGUGCUCAGCCCGAAUUUAAUGCUCCACCAAGCAUGUCGGCUGCUGCUGAGAAAAUCUAUGCUACCCUGAGGGAGUGUCGUGAUCAAAUUGGGCAGAAGAAGAUAAAGGGUAUCAAGCAUCAUGGGUACUUAAUGAAGAAAUCCGACAAGAAUGCCAAAUGGAAGCAACUCUACUUUGCUCUCCUCGUUGAGGGCACCGAAACGCAUUUAUGCUUCUACGACAAUCCAAAGAAGACUAAACCGAAGGGACUCAUCGAUAUGUCCUGUGCUUAUUUGUAUCAAGUGCAUGAAUCACUCUGGGAACGCCCAUUGUGCUUUCAAAUUGUCGAAAGAGCCCUACCAUGCCUCGCUACUGUAUCAUUUCUAUGUGCCAACACCCCCGAGAGCUAUGUUGAGUGGAUUAAUGCACUCAAAACACAAUGUGUGUCGCAGUUAAGUAAGGCUCAAUCAAAAGUACCGCGUCUGCGGGAGUUGCGAUGUCUCAAUUUGCAAAUUCUCGAAGCGCAUAGAUUACCAUUUAAAUUAGUACCCCAUCCCUACUGUAGCAUAACGCUCAAUCAACAAGUUAAAAUUGGCAAGACACGCGUUAAAGUUGCUCCAGAUCCUGUGUGGGAGGAGGAAUUCAUUCUAGAUGAUGUUCCUCCAGACAUAGCAACUCUAACAAUUACAGUCCUUAGUCGCGGGAAGAGGGGUAAAGACUCCGAAAUGGCAGAAGUAGUCGUGGACUUGUUAAGCCUCAAAAAUGGCCAAGAAACCGAAGACUGGUACCAGCUAAUUGGUAUGACCCCAAUGGGUGAAUGGGGUUCACUUAGACUGCGUAUGCGCUACUUGGAUGACUUGAUAAUGCCAUGUGAGGAGUAUAGUCCACUGCAGCAGCUACUGCUGGAACCAGAACUAUCUUCCGUGAAAGCUCUCGCAGAGCUUUGCCACAAUGACCGCGUGCCUUUGGCCACAUCACUCCUUCGUGUGUUCCGGCAUGAGAAGCGCGAGACUGAAUUGAUAAAAGUACUGUGCCAAACGGAAAUUGCACGAGAAAAUGAAACUACAACCCUCUUCCGUGGUGCAUCCCUAGCUACCACCCUCAUGGAUCUAUAUAUGCGUGCAGAAUGCUUUGGCUUUCUACAAGCUGCCGUAUCGGACAUCAUCACAAAGAUACUCGAAAGCAAGCAAUCAGCCGAAUUAAAUCCAACAAAAAUGGACGUUAAUGAUGACGCAUGCAACAAUGCGGAGUUUCUCCUACAAAUCCUCGAUCAGGUCACCCAAUCUAUCUUCACAUCCCCCGAAGCAUGCCCCCGGAAUGUCCGCUACAUUUGCAAUUGCCUCCAAAAAGCCGUGGUGAGCAAAUGGCCGUCUGAGCGAUUGGUACGAACGCGUGUUGUAUCGGGAUUUAUUUUUCUACGUCUCCUGUGCCCGGCUCUACUGAAUCCCCGUCAAUUUGGCUUAGUCAGCGAAGCUCCGCCACAGACGGCAACACGUUCACUAGUUAUGAUUGCCAAAUGCCUACAAAAUCUGGCUAAUCUCAUUGAAUUUGGUGGCAAGGAACCCUACAUGGAGGUUGUUAAUCCAUUCAUUUUGAAGAAUAAGGAGCGCAUGAUUGUCUUCUUGGAUCAACUCUCAUCGAUCUCUGAUCCAAAUUUACCUCCUGGAUAUAUCCCCGAAACCAGCUACUCAAACCACAUGUACUCAGACGCCGGACGUGAACUAGCCACACUCCAUCAUAUUUGUGUAUCUCAUCUGCAAGAUCUUCAGGCAUUGUCCAAAACGAACAAUUCAAUUAAGAAAUUGGUCACCGUAACGGAUAUGUUGACGAAACAUAAAUUAAAAUAUAGAGAAAUGAUAAGUUAAUUACUUCACACAAAAAUAUUUUGCAAAAAAGACGAAAAUCAGUAUAUUUCACCGAAUUAUCUUUUACUACUCUCAACUAACGGAUAAAUUAAAAGAAAAAUGUAAAAAAAAAACAUUGAAAAAUAAUGUAAUUAAUCGACAGGAAAUUUAGCAUGAUAAUAUUCACAUUUUUUUAUUUUUCAAAUUAAUUCUCAUAGUUUUUAAAACAAAAAAUAUUAACAAUCAGCUGUAGAAAUUAUAUACACUCCAGUGCUUUUAAAUUUUAAUUAAUAAAAUAAAUUCUUUAUGCAUUAAAAAGAAAAUUAAAUAGAAAGGUAGGAAAAAGGCGAUUGUACUCAAAAUAAUAACACGCAAGUAUAAGAGAUAAGGAUUAUUAUUAUAAUAAAUAAAGGUUGGUAGUCAGGCUGAGAAGGAUCCCAUUUGACUACCCUAUGCAUAGGCUAUAUAAAAUAAUUAUUAUAUAUUAAAAACAAACUAAAAAAAAAGUCAUAAAUUUUAAUAUAAAGUCAUUAUAAUAUUUCUUUUAUAAAUUUUCAUUAAAGAAUUUUUAGGACAUGGCGUAUGCUUUAUGGUUUGUUAGGAAUCGGAUACCUUAAAGCUUUUUUUUAUUUGCUUUGUGCUUUUAUAUUUUAUACCAAAGGAUUGUAUACCACAAAAAAAUUAUUAAAAAAAUGGCCUAGCAAUGCAGAAAAUGGUUGAAAUUAGCAACCAAAAAUGCUCAAUUAGUUUGAUUUAUUUUUCUUUCACGAAUAGAGGGUACAAAAUAAGCUCUUGAGUUGAAGAAAGCUCACUAUAAGCAUAUAAUAUUUUCAUACAGCAGCAAGUAUGACAAGAAAAAGUAAAAAAAAAAAAUGAAAAAUAAUGUAACAAUAGUGUCAAUUAGAUUCCAUUUGUAAUCACUCGUGUUAGCAUUACACUAUAAUACACAAACUAUUAUAUAAAAUAGAAUUAAUCUUGUAAAAC
Lutzomyia longipalpis is the source of this 4095-nucleotide messenger RNA. RefSeq names its product ras GTPase-activating protein 1 (gene vap). Bases 319 to 3132 code for a protein of 937 amino acids. Gene Ontology annotation, molecular function: protein binding. Lineage: Eukaryota; Metazoa; Arthropoda; Insecta; Diptera; Psychodidae. Gene Ontology annotation, biological process: regulation of GTPase activity. The record is from RefSeq and is a predicted model, not a curated record. The transcript has 5 exons.